Molecule: messenger RNA, 1863 nt
Organism: Calidris pugnax (ruff)
Lineage: Eukaryota; Metazoa; Chordata; Aves; Charadriiformes; Scolopacidae
Gene: ERICH6B
Product: glutamate rich 6B
Exons: 13
Coding region: 1-1863 (620 amino acids)
Source: RefSeq, a predicted model, not a curated record
AUGUCUAAUGGACAGAAGCUGUCAGGGUCUGGCAGUAACCAGUCCCAACCCAAAAUAUUUCCCCCUGAGACUGGGUCAUCAGAUUCCAGCUCUGCUCUCACAGUGGAAAAUGUGAAAAGGCUGGAAAAUGAAUACACGACUUCUAAAGAAGCCUUCACUAAACAGAGAAUACAAGAUUAUAUUAAGCAGACUAACCUUGCUUGCUUCAACAAAGAGACAACCAGGGAAGCCAGCACAGAGCCUGUCCAGGAUGCAGAGCCUGGACCCUCCUCGUCCUUCCCUGUAAAGCAGAGCAAAAAUAGCAAAGAAGUUUGUUGGAAGACCUCUGAAGAAAUAUCAAGGAAAGAUAAGAUGUUAACAGUUGUGGAGGUGCUCUCCAGGCACAGCGAGGUGUACUCUGAGGUUGGAGAGAGCAAAGGGGCCACCGAAAAUGAAGAAGAGGCAGCAGCCCAGGAUGGAGAGGAGAAUACCCAAGCAGGACUGUGUGAGCAAGCUGGAAAGGAGGUGCAAAGCGAGAGGCUCCUCGUUUGUAUCCAUCAGAUGGCUGUCACUAAGGUCUGGGUCCCACCAGGACCUACAGAGGUCACCUCUUUGUCUUCCACGGAGCUAACUGGCAACUCUUCCUUAGAAAAAGAUGCAUGGGAGCCUGUUGAGCUUGCCCAAGGGAGUCCAAGGCCAGAGUUGGACAAGGAGCUGCUGUCUACGGGAGGAGAGCACAAGGAUGAUGAGACGGAGACUUCCCUCUGCUCAGGCAAGGAGACCACCUGGACAGAGGAGGCUGUCAUGUGUACCUUUUGCAGCACUCCUGAAAAGCCAGUCCCAACAGUGAUGGAUCUGAAGGAACAACCCCAGGAAAAUCUCUUUUGCUGCAGGACAUAUAAGGAAAUGUUUGAUGAUAUUAUUCAAGACCUGAUGAGCGAAGAUGAAGCAGAGGAGGAAGAGCUGGACAUCACUUCCUAUGCUGACCCUUCCCAAGCUGACCUGAAGAACAGCAUCAAGGAGAAACUGCUGCAGCAGUUGGAUGAAGGAGCCUUUGAGAGCUACAGGGAAAUACUUCAGCAGUAUAUGAAAUUUGUUGCCCUGACCAGAAUCUCGUUCAGACUCUCAAAACAAAAUGAAUACGCUGUCAGGCCAAAAAUCGACCCUUUCCAAAAAUACCAACCAACAUCAGCACCUACAGAAGACCUGCUGGAGCUGGACAGUGAGUUUGUUGCAGUGCACUUAAAGCACUGCCGUUCUCCUGAGCCCGUGAGACGACAUUAUCCUGAUGGACAGACCUUUUUUCUCCUGUUCCCAGAUGGAAGUGGUCAGGUUUACUACCCAUCGGGCAACGUGGCCAUUCUCAUCACGUUCUCUGAGGAAGCCCUGUUCACCUACUGCAUCCUGGAGGACAGCAGAUACCCAGGGAUCAGGGCUGCCUUUGGGAGCCACGGCCACGGGGUCUGCUUCCACCCUGAUGGCCAUCUCUGCGUUGUGUUUGUCCCCAGGGCCUCCCUGAAUCCCUGCACUGGGAUCUACUUGGACCAGGAAAGGGCCAGUCAGAAGUGUUGGACGUGGCAUGACUUCAGCCACCACACUCACAGCCCUCCGUUCCAGUCCAUCACCAUGAAACUGAACGGCUACAUCACCAUCAAAAUCCUGGCUCAGGAUCAAAUUGAUUUAUCGUUCACCAGCCACAGCGAUUGCAUCCGUUUCAACAUGGGGUCCCGGCUGAAGUUAAAAGACCCAGAGGCAAGUCACCUACUUCAGUGGCCAGAAAGUGAAGAGGAGCUCUUCCUUCAGUCUAAAACGAUUCAGCUCAGGAGCCUGCUGUCCAAAAUACAGAGAGCGUUGAAAUGCUUUUGGCAACCCCUCUCUCAGUGA